AUGGGCAACUUGACACGCGCUGAGGAUAAAAUUGCGGAGCUGGUCGCUCAACAUGGAGCAGUUCCGCCUCCUUAUUUCAUGUUCCAGGACACCGAUCCAUACAGCAUAUGCUGGCGUAUGGGUGCUGGCGAAGACUAUUUCGAAUUUUUCUUCAACUGGUUGGGGGAAGAAAAAGGAAGCCUCGAUGAGUCACAGCGUAUUGAGUAUUUGCGGAAAUGGCCACCGCCGCCUGCAUGGCUUGCGUGGAUGAUAGCGGUUAUUUGGGAUCUGAGCCCUAAGGGACUCUAUGAGGACGAUGAUUCCGAGGACGACGAUGGUUAA
Penicillium cosmopolitanum is the source of this 321-nucleotide messenger RNA. RefSeq lists its product as uncharacterized. The record is from RefSeq and is a predicted model, not a curated record. Lineage: Eukaryota; Fungi; Ascomycota; Eurotiomycetes; Eurotiales; Aspergillaceae. Bases 1 to 321 code for a protein of 106 amino acids. The transcript has a single exon.